AUGGAGAGUGAACUGAAAAGGAAUUAUUCGGAAUUGACAGAAUUUAUUCUUCUGGGAUUCAGAACAUCUCCAGAAAUACAGAUUCUUUUAUUCUUACUGUUCUUGCUUGUUUACAUGGUCAUCGUGGUGGGGAAUAUCAGCAUGAUAAUUGUCAUUAAGGUGGACUCUAAACUUCAUACACCUAUGUAUUUUUUCCUCAGAAAUUUGUCCUAUUUAGACCUUUGUUACUCCACAGUCAUAGCUCCAAAAUCUUUGGCCAAUUUCCUGUCCAAGGAAAAGAAAAUUUCUUACAAUGGGUGUGCAACACAAUUCUUUUUCUUUGCUCUCUUUGUUGGUACUGAAGGCUUUCUUCUGGCUGUGAUGGCAUAUGAUCGCUUCUCAGCCAUUUGUUCACCUUUCCUGUAUACUGUACGUAUGUCUCACCAGGCUUGUGUCCGUUUAGUUGUUGGUUCCUAUAUCUGUGGAUGCAUCAAUUCUAUGAUUCAAACAGGCUUCACCUUCAGUUUGCGUUUCUGUGGUGAAAAUCGACUAGAUCACUUUUUCUGUGAUGUCCCUGCCCUAAUCAAGAUUUCUUGUGUCAAUACUUUUGUCAAUGAGAUUGUGCUGUUCAUUCUUUCUGCUUUCAUUAUCAUCACCACCACAACAGUCAUUCUGGUUUCUUAUGCUUAUAUCCUCUCUACUGUAUUGAAGAUCCCUUCAACCCAUGGCAGAAGUAAAACCUUCUCCACUUGUACCUCUCACAUCAUUGUGGUGAGUUUAUUUUAUGGAACUGUGUUCUUCAUGUAUGCCCAACCUGGGGCCAUCUCCUCACCAAAGAAAAGCAAGAUUAUAGCAGUGUUCUACACUCUUAUCAUCCCCAUGCUAAAUCCUCUGAUUUAUAGCCUAAGGAACAGAGAGGUGAAAAAUGCUGUGAAAAGGCUAUUGUUAAAAAGAAUAUCUUUCCUUUGA
Messenger RNA from Elephantulus edwardii (Cape elephant shrew), 948 nucleotides. RefSeq names its product olfactory receptor 12-like. Gene Ontology annotation, biological process: G protein-coupled receptor signaling pathway; sensory perception of smell. Gene Ontology annotation, cellular component: membrane. Bases 1 to 948 code for a protein of 315 amino acids. The transcript has a single exon. The record is from RefSeq and is a predicted model, not a curated record. NCBI's taxonomy places the organism in Eukaryota, Metazoa, Chordata, Mammalia, Macroscelidea, Macroscelididae. Gene Ontology annotation, molecular function: olfactory receptor activity; G protein-coupled receptor activity; odorant binding.